AUGUCCAUCGUUUUCGUAUUUCCCAAUGCAGUAAAUUCUAAAUCAACCGCCAAAUGCGAAGCUUUGUUGAUCUUUGCAACGAUCUCUGGAAAAUAUUUAUCAAAAUUUAAGUUGAAGGGCAACAAUACUAGCAGUAAUACACCCGAAAAGGAAAAACCUACAAAAAAUGAAAGUGUACCCAUCUUGAAAUUGUUUCAAUUCGCUACACGACGUGAUUUGAUCCUGAUUCUGAUUGCUGGACUAACAUCAUGUACAACAGGCGCUAUUCAACCUAUAUCAAUCUUAUUCUUUGGUAACGUUUUAAAAAGUAUGGGAGAAGCAGUCGUACUUCAUCAAGAUUUAAUGGAAAAGACUUUACCCAUCAUCUUGCUUUACAUUUAUAUGGGAACCGGAGUCAUGGCAGCUGCUUAUAUCUCCAACUGUCUUUGGAUUCUGACAGGAGAGUAUCAAACAAGGCGCAUUCGACAGCUUUAUGUUCAUGCUAUUUUAAGACAAGACAUGAGUUGGUUUGAUAAAUCUGAAGAAGGUUCAUUGACCACAAGAUUGGCCUCGGAUAUCACCUUGAUUCAAGAUGGAAUAUCUGAAAAGUUUGGUCAAUUUCUCAUGUGUUUUUCCCAGUUUGUUGCAGGUUGUUCAGUUGCUUUUAGCAAAGGGUGGCGUUUAGCUAUUGUCAUGACAGCUGUAACACCUGCUAUUGCUCUUACAGGCGGUGUCAUGGGUAUUCUUGUCACAAAGUACACCAUGGAAGCACAAAACGCUUAUGCCGAUGCUGGUUCAGUAUCCGAACAAGUCUUUGCGGGUAUUCGUACAGUUUAUUCCUUUUCUCUUCAAAACAGAUUUUCUACAAGAUAUGAUGACAAGUUGGAUAAGGCUAUGAAAUCCGGUAUGAAACGUGGCAUAAUUCUCGGUUGUGGUCUCGGUACUUUUAUGUUCAUGUUAUUUGGCAUGUAUGGUCUUUCUUUUUGGUAUGGAUCUGGUCUUGUUCACCAACACAAGAUGGAUGGUUCUACUGUCUUGGUGGUCUUUUUAUCCAUGAUGAUUGGCGAAUUCUCCUUGUUACAGAUGCCUACCAAUCUAGCCGCUGUCUCCGGUGCCUCCGCUGCUGCUUUUAAAAUCUUUUCUACCAUCAACCGUAUCCCUGAUAUUGAUUCCACAAGUCCUCUUGGAGAAAAACCUGCUCAAGUGUUGGGUGAUAUCGAAUUUUUAAAUGUCAAAUUUAGAUAUCCAACUCGUCCUGAUACUGUUGUUUUAAAAAAUUUGAAUUUAAAGAUCAAGCCAGGUAUGACUGUAGCCUUUGUAGGUCCCUCGGGUUCUGGUAAAUCUACCAGCGUUUCGUUAUUGCAACGUUUUUAUGACCCACUCUCUGGUACAAUCACAUUGGAUGGCAGAAACCUUAAAGAUUUAAAUGUCAAAUGGCUUCGUGAAAAAAUCGGUGUGGUUUCUCAAGAACCUGUCCUGUUUAAUACCAGUAUCAAGCAAAAUUUAAUGAUGGGUAGCUCCAAUUCCAAUAUCAGUCAAGAAGAAAUUGUUGCGGCUUGUAAAAAAGCGAAUUGUCAUAGUUUUAUCAAGCAACUUCCCAACGGCUAUGAUACGCUAGUGGGUGAACACGGUGGUAUGCUAUCAGGUGGUCAAAAGCAGCGUAUUGCUAUUGCCAGAGCUAUUUUAAAAAAUCCUGCCAUUUUAUUGUUGGAUGAGGCUACUUCUGCCUUGGAUACCCAAUCCGAACGUCUUGUUCAAAAGGCCUUAGAUGAAGCUUCUGCAAAUCGUACUACCGUUAUCAUUGCACAUCGUCUUUCUACUGUUCGAAAUGCUGAUCUUAUUGUUGUGAUGGAGCAUGGUGAUCUUGUGGAACAAGGCACACAUAACGAGCUUAUUGCCAAAGGUGGGAUUUAUUCUGAACUCGUGAAAAAACAACAAAUUGAUACCGUAGACAAGACAGCCAUCAUAACAGAAGAAGAUGACGAAGUUUUAUUACGCAAAGAAGCAAUUGAAGUCAAUCGAAAAAGUUGUAUUGAAAUGGCCAGAGCUUCUGAUCAUUCUACUAUUGCUAACGUAGUCCGAAAAAGUGGCCGCAUGUCUGUUAUUGAUGGGUUUGAAGCGAAAAAGAGAAGAGAGGCUCUCGAAAAAAAGGCAGCUAAAAAAAUGAAGGCUCCCGUCUUUAAGGUGUUUAAACAGAUGCGUCCACAAUGGGGUUGGAUGGCCUUGGGCUGUCUAGGUGCUUGCAUUGCUGGUGCUGUUUUUCCACUGUAUGCUCUGUUCUUUGCAAAAGUCAUUACUUUACUGAAUGAAAAUAACGAUCGUUAUUAUGGUCCCCUAGAAGGCCCAAACUUGUAUUCCUUCUUGUUUGUUGUUUUAGGACUGUUUGCAUUCCUCGGGUUUUCCUUGCAAGUUAUUUCUUUUGAAGUGGCAGGUGCAAAAUAUACAAGAUUUUUACGCAGUAAAUUGUUCAAGGCCUAUAUGAAGCAGGAAAUCGGAUUUUUUGAUCAAGAUGAAAACAAUGUUGGUUCUCUAACUUCGAAACUUGCUGUCGACGCUAAAUGUGUGAAUGAAUUAGUGACAAAAGUUUGGGGUGAUGUUGUGCAGAUUAUUGUUACAUCAAGUAUUGGUUUGGCUAUUGCUUUUAUGCAUAGUUGGAGAUUGACAUUGAUUAUUUUAUGUAUGGCACCACUAAUUAUUGGUGCAUCCGGUUGGAAUUCUAAGGUUCAACAAGAGUUUGAAAAUAAUACAAAAGACAAUGGUAAUGAAACAGCUGAAGUGGCUAAUGAAGCGAUUAAACAGAUCCGUACCGUCAGUGCAUUGAAUAAGCAAGUUUAUUUUGAAGACAAGUAUUAUCAUGCUACUGAAGGAAUGCAUCGUUUAGCCAAAAGAAGAGCCUAUACUUCUUCCAUUGGUUUUGCUCUUUUACAAGCCACUUCCUUAUACACAAAUGCUGUCGGAUUCUAUGCCGGUGUCCGCUUAAUUAUGCAAGAUAAAAUCACAUUAAAUGAAAUGGUCAUUACCAUGAUGUCCAUUAUGAUCAUGGCCGAUAGUGUUGGAAGAAGUAGUGUCUUUAUCACCACAUUUGUUAAGGCUAAAAUAUCCGCAGUGGCAGUCUUUCAAGCUUUGGGUCGUGAGCCCAAGAUUGACCCUGAUCUCGAGGGAAUUGAACCAGCUCAUUCUGAUAUUGAUGGCGCCAUUGAUUUCAGUAACGUUAGCUUUAGAUAUCCUGCCAGACCCGAUGUUCCUAUCUUUAGUGGCGAGUUUAAUCUUAAGGGUAAAAAAGGACAAACUAUUGCUCUGGUAGGUCCAUCUGGUUGUGGUAAAUCCACAACAAUUGGUAUGCUGCAACGUUGGUAUGAUCCUUUAAGCGGUACUGUGCGUGUAGAUAACCAUAAUGUCAAGUCAUUCUCCUUGAAGAAUUUACGUAGUCACAUGGCUCUUGUAGGACAAGAACCUGUUUUGUUCGAUUUAACCAUUGGUGAUAAUAUUCGAUUUGGUGUAGACGAUGCCGAAAGUGUGAACCAAGACCAAGUGGAAGAAGCUUGUAAAGCAGCGAAUAUCCAUAAAUUCAUAACCAGUCUACCGGAGGGGUAUGCAACACGUGUUGGUGAUAAAGGGUCUCAAUUAUCAGGAGGACAAAAACAACGUAUUGCUAUUGCCCGAGCUUUGAUUCGUCAACCCAAGAUUUUGUUGUUGGAUGAAGCAACGUCUGCCCUUGAUAGUGAAAGUGAAAAACUGGUGCAAUUGGCUUUAGACAAGAUUCUCGAACAGGGAGGCAGAACAACGAUUACCAUUGCUCAUCGAUUGUCAACUAUUACCAGUGCUGAUCUAAUUUGCGUUAUAAAAGACGGUCGUGUAAUUGAACAAGGCAGUCAUUGGGAGCUAUUGAAACUGAAUGGUGUUUAUACUAGCUUGGUGAAUCAACAAUCGCUAAACGUCACAUAA
Messenger RNA from Mucor mucedo, 3924 nucleotides. RefSeq names its product p-glycoprotein. The record is from RefSeq and is a predicted model, not a curated record. The transcript has 4 exons. Gene Ontology annotation, cellular component: membrane. Gene Ontology annotation, biological process: transmembrane transport. Bases 1 to 3924 code for a protein of 1307 amino acids. Gene Ontology annotation, molecular function: ABC-type transporter activity; ATP binding; ATP hydrolysis activity. NCBI's taxonomy places the organism in Eukaryota, Fungi, Mucoromycota, Mucoromycetes, Mucorales, Mucoraceae.